This is a messenger RNA of Bombyx mandarina (wild silkworm), 513 nucleotides long. RefSeq names its product tigger transposable element-derived protein 6-like. NCBI's taxonomy places the organism in Eukaryota, Metazoa, Arthropoda, Insecta, Lepidoptera, Bombycidae. The record is from RefSeq and is a predicted model, not a curated record.
AUGGCUGAACAUAAAGUGGACUGGAUGAGGUGGGCCUAUACCCUGGCCAGCCAGAAGUCCGGACCUAACCCCAUGGAUAUAUAUGUGUGGGGACACAUGAAGAGUCUCGUGAGAGAAACGUUCUAUCGCAAAGAAAUUGUUAAGAUCGUUUUCGAAUCUCUUGACAAGCAGCUAACUGCGAAUAUCACGGUUCUGACAGCUAUUUUACUGAUUGACAAGGCAUGGGGAGCUGUAACACCCAUAACGAUUCUCAACUGCUUCAAAAAAUCUGGUUUUUUAAAAGAAAAUUUUUCAAUACUUAUGGAUUAUGAAGAAUCAGCAGUAGAACCAUUAGUAGACAUCAGCGGUGUGAGUUUUUCUGACUUUGUUCAAGUGGAUGACGAUGUUGCUGUCUCAUGUGAACUGACCGAUGGCGAAAUUUUAUCUGCGACAGAUACGAAUGAAAAAAGCAACGAUGAAGACGAGGACGAUACAUCAGAACCUUUAACAGAGAUGUCAGUUAAGGAAGCAUGA